GGAAGAGGGCGGGGCGGACCCUCCUCCUCCUCCUCCUGCUCCUGGCCGCUCUCCACCUGAGCUCCAGUCCACCUGUGGAUCCUCAUCCGUCAGCAGCACCAUGGGGGUCUCUGCUUCCAGUCUCCUGGAUGAUGCCACGUCCGCCACCAUCAGAGGCCAGGUGGAAGCUGAGCUCAGGGAGUUCAGUCCGUACUACAUGAAGCAGUUCACCGUGGCCCGGUUUGCUCAGGUGGAGGACGAACUGGAGCAGAACAAGGAGAAGAUCACACAGCUGCUGAAGCAGAAGGAGGCUCCAGAAGAAGGCAUGGUUCUCUAUGAAGAAGGUCUGCUUUACUUUGAUGAAAACAGGAAGUGGAGGGAGCGCUACGUCGUGGUGAGAGCCAACUACUGUCUGGAGUGUCAUGAAAGCCUGCAGUCUUUUGUGAAAGGAGUCCCUCCGAUUUACAAGCUGCUGCCUACAGGGGGCACUGUUUUGACCACAGAGGAGCGGUACAUGGAAAUGGUGGACAGCUGUUACCCUGACGACAACAGUGUAAAGGAGGAGUUUGCUCCUCCUCUGUCAGGGAUGCCGGGGCAGUUCCCGGUUUACCUCCGCCUGCCCUACAGGAGGGAUUCCUACUUCUGCUUCAGGCAGCAGGCCAAGCAGACGGCCUUCCUCUCCAUCCUAUCGGACUGCAUCAAGCACCAGAACCAAGACUUCCUGAAGAAGAAGACGUGUGAAGUCCAGGCCUUCCUGAAGGCCAUCCAGCUCUACCGACAGGACCGAGACAAAUACCAGGUGUGGGACAUGCUGAUCGGGAGCGACGUCAGGGUGAUGGCCAAUAUGGUGAUGGAGAAGCUGUUGCCGUCGCUGAGCAAAGACCUGCUGCCUCGCCUUAAAGCCAAGAAGACGGAGAAGAAGAAGGUCUGGUUCUCGACGAUUGAGGCGGCCUACUUCCUGGUCCAGGAGAGGCUGUUGGAGGGACUGUCGGCUCUGAAGGAGGAGUGCAGGACGUCGGCCCAGCAGCUGGAUGUUCUGAUGAGGUCCGACAUGGACCAGAUCCUUAACACCAGACGGCAGCUGGAGGAUAAGGUCCGAGCCAAGGUGUCGGAGCCUGCAGAGCAGCUGUGUUCCGAGUCCGUCCAACCCUUUCUAGGCUCUAUGCUGGAGGAGCUGAUGGAUCCCAUCAGCGCAGGUUUUCUGGAGGGGCAGCAGCUGAUUGAAACCAAAAUGGACCAGGUGUGCGAGGAUGUCCAGAGCGGAGUGGACAACGAGGCGCUGAAAAAGGCGCUGGCUGAGAUGGCCCGACCCAACCUGCUGAGCUGCUACCACCAGAUCAACAGUGUGCAGGACAGACUCCAGAACCUGCAGGAGAGGUUUGGGUUCUGCACCAGCACAGCCGUGAUCCACAGAGCUCAGAUUGACCUGCAGCAGCUGGUGGAGAACGCGGCAUACACCUUCGAGCUGAUGUUGAAGAAAGCCGUGGAGGAAAACCCGGAGACGGCUGGCACCGCUGUGGAGAAGGCCAAACACCGGGUUCUGAAGCAAUACGACUAUGACAGCAGCACGGUGAGGAAGAGGAUCUUCCAGGAUGCUCUGGUCUCCAUCACGCUGCCCUUCAUUAAGAAGAACUUGGCUGACUCCUGCAAAGCGGAGCUUCAGGGUCUGGAAUCCACCAUCUAUGCAGACUACUCCAGCUUCAUCCACAUCGAGAACGUUUAUGAAAACAUCCUCCUGCAAAUCUUAGACGAGGAGGUCUCUAAAGUGGUGAAGGAAGCCGCAGCCCUGAAGAAGCACAACCUCUCUGUGAGGAACAGCCGCUCCAGCCUGUCCUCCGUGUCCACACCAGGCAGCCCUGCCCAACUCCCCACCAGGUCCACCUCUCAGACUCCUCCCUCUCCUCUGAGCGUCAACGGUCUGCCCCUCAGUCCGGGCAAGGAGGCCGACCAGCCGCAGGAGAAGAUGGACCCAACCGAGGAUCAGACGAGAACCGCAGUCGGUCAGCAGGCAGAGGAACCGGUCCAAACAGUGAAGGUAGAAGAAAGCAGCAAAGAAGAGCUGAAGACAGACGUCCAGCCGGAGACAGCAGAGCCAGCGGAGAUCCAGGAAACAUCGGUUCUGGUCCAAGUAGAAGAACCUAAUUCAACAGCUGAACCAGAGACCCAGAAAACAGAAGGUUCUGCAGAAAACACUUCAGCAGAACCGUCAGCUGCUGCAGAAAGUCAAGCUUCAGAAGCACCAGUUCUGGAUGGAACCAACGAACCCAUGAAGCCUGCAGCUGAAGAAACCGGGUCUCAACCUGCAGCUGAAGAAACCGGGUCUCAACCUGCAGCUGCCAGCGAGGAAACAGACCCGAGCCAGAACCAGAACCCAGGAAUCCAGUUAGAGGCUCCCCCUGGUGGCGAGGGAGCAGAAGACUCCCUGCUGAGGCUGAAGGUGGAAGAGUCCCUCUCCGCCUCGGAUCCAAAUUCCAUGAACGUGUCCGUAGGGAGCGACUCGCCCCGUUCGGACCUGGAGUCAACCACCGGAACCCCAGAGACCUCCGAAAUUCUAGACGUGGUCGAAUCAGCUGGGAGCCCAGAAGAACCAUCUGAGGACCAGACCUCGGCUGGAGAACCGUCCUCUGAGGUUCAGACGGAGGCAGCUGGAGCCGGAGCAACUGUGGAGAGUCCAGCAGAACCAAGCGACACCCCGUCCUCUCCGGAAGGUUCUGGAGUCCAGCCGCUGGAUUGCGUGAAGGAGAUCCGGAACCUGGUGGUGGAGGUGAUCGAGGUGGAGGAGCCACUGCAGCGUUAUCCCAAAGAGGAAUGACUGAUUGGGGGGGUUGGGGUCCACUGUGCCGGACCUCAGAGCAAAACCGUCUGAAACUUAUGCAUGAAAAUGUAACUUAUUUAUAGCAAUGAUGCCAUUUUAGCUGAAGGUGUUUUAUUGUUGGUUCUGUGAUGCUAAUCUGGUACCGAUGGAGAAGAACCCAGAUCCCCAUCUUUAGGUUCUGUUUAACUCACCAGAACUGCUGGGUUCUGGUCCCAGCUCCAUCCCGGUUUUAAAGUGGAAUCAGUAAAAUAUUCAGGUUCUGGUUCCUAAAGACAAAUCUGGCAGGCUGGUUUCAGCUGGUACCGUUCAGUCCAUAGAAACUGUGCUCCUGCUGGACCCUGGUACCGGCUCUGGUUUUGGGAGGAAAAGGUGUGAAUUGGUUCAGGUAUUUAGAUCAGGUUCUGCUGGUUAAAUUUCAUCAGCGGCAACUGGAGUUGCAUACUUUUACCAGAACAUUUAUUUUCAGGAUGUUUUUUAAUCUGAGCAAUCAGCUCAAAGAAACAAUCAUUUGGAUUAGAACCACUGCAUGCUCUCUGGCUGGGAGUUAUGUUUGUUUAUUAAUAAACUGGUUUUAAUGGUAACUUCAGGACCAGCUCGUACUGGUGCUGGGCCAGGUUUUUCACCAUCUGGACCAAUCAUCUUCUCUGUCUGCCUCCACUGAGCCUCAUGUGGCCUUUAGGCCUCGCCAUGGCACAGCCCUGCUUCUGCAGACUGUUGCUAUGGUGACAGGUCCAGGUUCUGGUCCUGCCCACCAAAGUGCCUGUAUUUCUGACUGGUGACUCCCCCGGUGACUGAUGGAGGAAGUUCUAAGUAAAGGAAGCUAAACUGGUUUCUGCUCUGGUUUUAAUCUCUGGACUAGUUUAAUUUCCCAGUAAAGAAAAGCUAACCGGUU
This is a messenger RNA of Cyprinodon tularosa, 3686 nucleotides long. RefSeq names its product niban apoptosis regulator 1a (gene niban1a). The record is from RefSeq and is a predicted model, not a curated record. The transcript is spliced from 14 exons. Bases 101 to 2791 code for a protein of 896 amino acids. Lineage: Eukaryota; Metazoa; Chordata; Actinopteri; Cyprinodontiformes; Cyprinodontidae.